UUAAGACGCGCCUUCCCUGAAGCGCGUCGUGCCAAGACAUUUCCAGGUCGAUCUACGCGCCACAUUUUGGUCUGUGCAAAUGUGGCUGAUUCACCCCAAUCAGCCACUAACAGCAGCUUACUCUGCUCCAACACCAUUUUAUGCAGAGCUCCUCGACCAGGGUUUCUGCAUCUCGAUUCCGAACUGUACCUUAUCAUGCAAUCUUCCGAGUUCUGGGAGCCCUAUUUUCUAUUUCUUCUUGCCUCGCAGCUCCCGAUAUCACUACAACUUCGGGACGACCUAAGUACGAAGGCCGGCGGUCUGAUUCUUUGCACCUUGCACCUUGCAAUGGAGACUGCAUCGGAGCCACUGCCGCAGUAAGAAGACCUCGGGCGGGGCGCAGGAUGGAAAUGCAGAGCAACAUGCCUUCGGUCAAUUGGUACGGCUGGAAUGGCUUGUGAUACGGAUACUGGUGGGCCUGCACGGCUACUCCGAUAUAUCUACGGAUACUUCUAAACGUUUCAAGGCUAAUAA
Molecule: messenger RNA, 513 nt
Organism: Colletotrichum godetiae
Lineage: Eukaryota; Fungi; Ascomycota; Sordariomycetes; Glomerellales; Glomerellaceae
Exons: 1
Coding region: 141-440 (99 amino acids)
Source: RefSeq, a predicted model, not a curated record